CGAUCCCAUAGAAACAAAACACAGAAUAUUAUCAAAAUCCAACUCCCUGAGCUUCUACUGAUCUUUCACAAAUUGUGGCUAUGGUGAAACAACUAAAACUCAGGAACAAAAUCUUGAAGGCACUGCCAAAAGCAGUAGCAGCAGUCACCAUGACAUUUCAAAACCCUCCAUUCAGCCCAGGAAGGGACCAUAAAUCGAAACCUAUCGUGUCCAUGAUACCCCACGAAGCUAGAAGAAAAACCCACGAUAGAAAUGGCAUCGAUGGAGUUUAUUCUCAGGAACCCACUUCACCGAAAAUAUCCUGCAUGGGUCAGAUCAAGCACAAGAAGAAACAGAUAAAACAAGCCAAGACCAAGAGCGUGACCAGGCCAAAAGAAGUUGCUUGCAAAAAAUCAUCGUCUGCUUCAACAGACACGGAGGUGAAGAAGCACGCUUCAACGUUUCAGAAGAUGUUAUUAUUCCACGCCGCGAAGCCAAAAUCCGAGGGAAGAAAAUCCAACGCUUCUGCUCCGGGGGAUAUUGGUGACAGGGAUCAUGGUCAUGGUGCGGCGGCACGUGCACCGCACGUGAGUCAGAUGAGAAGGUUUUCUAGUGGACGUGACGCUCUUGCUAAUUUUGAUUGGAAGGUGGCUCAGAUGGUGGCGGAUGAAGAGGAAAUUGAUUACUAUUCCGAUGACUAUAGAGUGGAGAGCAGUGACGGUGAAGAAGAGGAGGAAGAGGUUAUGAUCCCUUUUUCUGCACCUAUUUUGGUUGGUGGUGGAGUCGGUGUGCUUAAUUUGAAGCCUCGGAAAGAAAUUAACCUCUGGAAGAGAAGAACCAUGGCUCCACCAAUGCCACUUCAGUUGGCAAACUGAUUGUUUUGUUUUACUCGAGACGACAAUGCAAAACGAUUGAUUUGUUCUGUCCAUUUCAAUGUGGUUCUGUCUUGGUUUUGAAACACUUUGUCUGAAGAUAAAUAGCUAUUAGUUACAGCCAAAUAAUGCAAUUUGUCAAGGUGUCGUGGUAGACCAAUAUAUGAUAUAUCAUAGUGUACAAAAAUACAUGACAUCAAAGUUACAAUCUCUACUCUUUCCAAUUCAAAGUUCAUAGAGAACGAAAUUCAAAUUGU
Messenger RNA from Vigna angularis (adzuki bean), 1108 nucleotides. RefSeq lists its product as uncharacterized. The transcript has a single exon. The record is from RefSeq and is a predicted model, not a curated record. Bases 81 to 854 code for a protein of 257 amino acids. NCBI's taxonomy places the organism in Eukaryota, Viridiplantae, Streptophyta, Magnoliopsida, Fabales, Fabaceae.